GAAUCUAGGUAGGUAAGUAGAUAGAUAGAAGGUACUCUUGUCCCGGAGUGGAUUUGAAAGAGUCGCGCUUGCACCGCAGCGCCUCUCCUUUUCCUUCCCUCCAGUGCAGCCCGGGAGCAACGGGACCCGGGCGGGCGAAAUCCUCCCCUUUUCCCCCACGAUCCCUUGCCGAUAGACCCAAACUUCGAAGCAAAAGGCCCACCUAAAGCAGGCAGCUUCCUUUGGUGCCAAGCAAGAGGCACUCCAAUCGUGCAGGGAGGGGAAUAGGAGGAGAGGAACCGAAAUGCAGGGCUGCAGCACAGAGCAAGAGCAUCAUCGGGGGGGAAACUAAACUUCUCCUGCUGGAGGAUUGGUAGCCAGAGGAAGAGGAGGAGAGAUUAGUAGCCAGAGUAGGAGGGAAGGAGAAAGAUAGGCUGGGCUUAGCUUUGCCCCCAUUUCGCCCCGCCCGUGGAUGCGCUGCCCCCGGGACCCCGUCCAGAGGGGCGGGGGGCCCGGAGGAGGAGGAGGAGGAAAAAGGAGACGGAGAAGGAGAGAAAACUCUUCCCAAGGGGACCCGCGACGGACAUUACCUUAGAGAGGGGCUGGCAAAUCCCUUUGAGGGUCUUUCAAGCGUGGAUCGCCUGGCAAGGAUGCGGCGCCGAGCGGGAGCCUCGUCAGCCAAGGCACGAUACUCAGCUGAAAGAUCUGGUCAGCUUGCUCCUCCCAUGUGGUUGGAUUGGGAUAUCUGACUGUGAGAUGAUGGGCUGGAAGGAAUGCAGGCCUCAAGCAGAUGUUCCUACAAAUGUUCCUUGAAGCUGCAAGAAGAGGACCAGUGAAAAUGUUUGCAAAGCUCCAGGUGCUUGUGCUGGCUUUGUUGUCCAAAGGAGUCUUCCUUACUCUGGGCGACCACAACUUUAUCAGGAAAGAAGUUAAAUUUGAAGGAGAUCUGGUUUUAGGGGGUCUGUUUCCAAUUAAGGAAAAAGGAACAGGUGCAGAAGAAUGUGGCAGGAUCAAUGAAGACCGAGGUAUCCAGCGCCUGGAGGCGAUGUUGUUUGCAAUUGAUGAGAUCAAUAAAGACAGUCACUUGCUCCCAGGAAUUAAACUUGGAGUGCAUAUUUUGGAUAGUUGCUCACGGGACACGUAUGCAUUAGAGCAGUCACUGGAGUUUGUCAAGGCUUCUUUGACUAAAGUGGAUGAAGCAGAAUACAUGUGUCCUGAUGGGUCAUAUGCGAUUCAAGAAAACAUCCCGUUGCUCAUUGCAGGUGUUAUUGGAGGUUCUUACAGCAGUGUUUCCAUACAGGUUGCAAAUUUACUUAGACUCUUCCAGAUUCCUCAGAUAAGCUAUGCCUCUACCAGUGCUAAGCUGAGUGACAAGUCUCGGUAUGACUAUUUUGCACGGACCGUACCACCCGACUUCUAUCAAGCAAAAGCAAUGGCUGAGAUCCUGAGAUUCUUUAAUUGGACCUAUGUUUCAACAGUUGCCUCUGAAGGAGACUAUGGGGAAACGGGGAUUGAGGCCUUUGAACAAGAGGCUCGCCUCCGAAACAUAUGUAUUGCAACGUCUGAGAAAGUUGGCCGCUCCAAUAUCCGAAAAUCUUAUGACAGCGUUAUCAGAGAGCUACUCCAGAAACCCAAUGCGAAAAUUGUUGUGCUCUUCAUGCGCAGUGAUGACUCUCGGGAACUAAUCGCUGCAGCUAACCGGUUUAACGUUUCAUUUACUUGGGUUGCCAGUGAUGGCUGGGGGGCCCAAGAGAGUGUUGUGAAGGGCAAUGAGCAUGUGGCAUAUGGUGCAAUAACCCUAGAGCUUGCUUCCCACCCAGUGAAAGAGUUUGAUCGAUAUUUCCAAAGCCUUACCCCUGAGACUAACCAUCGCAACCCUUGGUUCAAGGAUUUUUGGGAGCAGAAAUUUCAGUGUACCCUUCCGACCAGGAAAUCCCACAGAAAACUUUGUGACAAAGGUUUAUCUAUUAACAGUUCCAACUAUGAACAAGAGUCUAAGAUCAUGUUCGUUGUAAAUGCAGUAUAUGCAAUGGCUCAUGCCUUGCACAAAAUGCAGCGGACAAUGUGCCCGAACACUACUAAACUCUGCGAUGCCAUGAAACAUGUGGAUGGCAAGAAGCUCUACAAAGACUACCUACUGAAAGUCAACUUUACAGGUGAAAUGUUGGAGUGCAUGCACAGCAUGAGAGCUACAUGAGGCCCCAGGGCCACCCUGGAGUUGUGACAAGUCCAAGUAAUCCAACCAGCAUCUAAAAUCCAAAGGCCUUCCUUAACAAGAAGGUUUGAACUCUAUGGCAGAAACCUACAAGAAGAAGACCAAUUUCCAUAAUUGUAACAAAUGAUAAUUUUAUUCCUCCAGAACCUUCUCUAUGUGGCUUCUCUGAUUUCUGAAUACAAGUGCAAUGCAUGUCUCUCUUUGUUGUUGCUUGCUUUUAUUAUUCUGUCCACAAAUUGUAUAACUGGUCUAUUGCUGUCUGGUGUCUCACCAGGGAGCAAUUUUGCAAAUGAGCCUUAUGAAAUAUUCAAGAAACUAGGUCCCAACAAAUCUGCAUAAUAGGGGGAUUCAGGUGUUGGAUUAACUAGCUUGGACAAUUUAUUACAGAUCAUUUUUGCCUGUUGAUUUCGGGUUGCAAGGUAAUCAAUAUUUCACAACACAGGGCAACCUGCAGGGCAGACUGCAAUGAUGAGAUCUAUUGAUUCAGUAUGCUGACAGCAUUUGACAUUACCUGUAAUUUGAUGAUGAAUUGGUUCUAACCACUUCUACCCCCUAAUCCUGCUCAUUUUAUACAUACAGAAGUUCCAUCAAUCUUAAAGAAUCCUAUAUAUCAGUACAUAUGUAUGAGUACAUGUGAACUUAUCAUUUUCCAUACAAAUACAAAAUAUAGGAAGGCAUUAUUUCAUGCUAAUAUUACCUACUUCGUAGUAAAUAUAUAUAUGAAAUAUAGCACAAAGUCACUGAAUUUCUCAUUAGCAUUAUAAUUGUAAUUUAGUCUUGGAAAAUAUACACCACUUGUUAAUAUGAACGCAUCUGUAAGUAAAAAUUACUUUCAAGCAAACGGUUCAAGAAACAUUACUCAAGGUGACUGUACUUUUAGCUACAAAUAAAUAUAACUAAGGUUGACCUAUUUCUUAGAGCUAUUUUCUAUCAUAUUUUGUAAUAGCCAUUUGAUGAAAGUCAAAGCCUGUUAUAUGCUCAGGAACUACAAUGACCUUAAGAUGCAAAAGUCUAGUGCUGUAAAUACCAUACCUAAUAGCUUUCUCUAACUCAGAAAUGAGUUUUACAUGUAUUUAAUCAGUGGCCAGUCAGGAACAGUGUUUGACCAGCAGUUUAUUUGGUUGCUCUUAAACCAUGACUACUGCAUUUACUGCUUGUCAUGAAAAGUGAAAUUCGAAACAAUGAAGAGUUGAUAAUAAAGUGCCAUAACAUUUCACUGCUAAUCUGUGCAUAGCUUUAGAUUGUGGCAACAAAUGGAAACUUGCAACAAAAUAUUACAAUGCAUCACCAGCCUAUAGCAGGAAUAUUUGUAAUGAGCCUGUUUUCAGUCCAUGGAGCCUCCAGUGGCCUAGGGGAUAAAAGCCUUGUGACUUGAAGGUUGGGUUGCUGACCUGAAAGCUGCCAGGUUCGAAUCCCACCCGGGGAGAGCGCGGAUGAGGUCCCUCUAUCAGCUCCAGCUCCAUGUGGGGACAUGAGAGAAGCCUCCCACAAGGAUGGUAAAACAUCAAAACAUCCGGGCGUCCCCUGGGCAACGUCCUUGCAGACGGCCAAUUCUCUCACUCCAGAAGCAACUCAGGUUGCUCCUGACACGAAAAAAAAAAAAACUUUCACAGACAGAAGUAACAUUUCAUUGCUGUUUCAGACAGUUAUGUUUCCUCUAAGGUGUGUAUACGUGACUGCAUUGCACAUAUUUGGGCAAUUUCCUCUUAAAAUUAGUCAUUUUCUUCUGAAAUGUUUGUAAAUAUCUUCUUUGGUUUCAGAGGUAAAUUAUAAGAACUUUUGUUGUUGUUGUUAGUCUUUGCACAAUUUGCCUUAUGGAAUGCCUUGCCGCCCUAUAUGAGAGCCAUGUGUGAGUUAGGGCCUUUUACCCUAGCACUCAAGACCUGGCUCUUUACUAGAGCUUUUAAUCUAUGUUAAUUUUAUUAAUAUUUUUAUGUAUGUAUUUUUAUCCUUUACAAUUUUAUCUUGUAAAUCGCCUAGAGCAUCGUGGAUGGAGGGCGAUUAAUAAGUAAUUAAAUGAUGAUGAUGAUGAUGAUGAUGAAUUUAACCUGUGCUUUGCAGUAAAAACAAACAAUAUUUGCAUUGGGUUGUUGUAUGUCUUUCGGGCUGUGUGGCCAUGUUCCAGAAGUAUUCCCCAGGAGAGAAUACUUCUGGAACAUGGACACACAGCCCGGAAGACAUACAACAACCCUGUGAUCCCGGCCAUGAAAGCCUUCGACAACACAAUAUUUGCAUUUUUUUUACUAUAUACAGAAAAUUCUGCAGUUUUCUGAGAAAAGAUUACCCACCUAUUUAGAUUGUUUUUCCACUAUAUACUUGGGAGAAGUAUGCAAACAGCAAGCCUAAAUUGCAUACUGUAUCCCUAUAUACACAACAUUGUGAUUAGACAUUGUAUGUCCAGGCUUUUCUGCUCUAACCAUUGUGCAACCCAAAUGUUAUGUAGCAAGAAAAGAAACAUGGACUAAAUAGAACCGCAGCCUUUGUCACCUUGAAAAUUGAGCAAUUUUUUUCAUUGCUGAAAGCUGUUAUUCCAAACUUUUUUUAAAAAAUGAUUCUUGAUUUGUAUAAGGGAUGCCAUUUUACUAGACAAUUGUAUAUAAAGGGUCUGGAGCAUCCACAAAUUUUGCUAUCCACAGAAGGUCAUAGAAUGAAAGCCCAGGAUGCAAAGGGCCCACUGUAUUGACUUACUUUUCCUUCUCUACAAAUUUGAAGACCACUGAUAAGCAACAUUUAAUAAAUAUUUGAUGUAGCUUUAAAUCUUGAGAUAAGUCUUGGUGGACCACAGCAACAAAAGACAAUUUAAGGGGGUUGAUGGUAAAGAAAAGAUUAGGAACAGGUUCUUAUUUUUAUGAGAGGUACAAUCAUCUAUGGGCACUUCCAGAUAGCGUCAAAAUCCACAUUUUUAAUCUAAGACAAAAAAAAUCCCAGGACCUGAUAGCAGGUCCACACACAGACCUGUCAGUCCCCGAAUAUGGUCCCUCGCUGUCGUAACAGCCUGCUGUAACAGAUCAAGAUGGAGAGCAGACAAACGACAUCAGGUGGAAUUUUUUUAUUAAAAAAAAAUCACUCAGUUAUGCCCUGGACCAUAUAUGCAUACAUGCAAAUAUCUUAAUAUAAACACAAGUAGAUUUGCAUGUGCGCAUAUGAGGUCCAGUGCAUAACAGAGAGAUUUUUUUUAAAAAAAUACUUCUGUCGGAUCUCUCUCUUCCCCCAAUUCUUAAUUCAACUUCUGUUUAAGAUUAUAAAGUGUAAAAUAAAAAGUUUCAGAGAGUUCUAAUUGCUCUCCAUUUGUGCUUUCUUUGAACCAUCUGUGUGUCCAUUUGACAGCCCAAUCCGCUGAUCAGCUGUUUCAGGUUUUUUUCAAAGCACAUGUACACUGAGGCAGUCUCCACAGGGAGAGGGAAGGAAAACAUGUGUUUUGCAUGACUGCAGGGAUAUACAGUUAUGCAAAUAUGAGCUUUUUUUCAGGCUGAAUCGGGUUGUAAUCCCACCUUUUUAACACGUGCCUUUUAGCUCUUAACCUGAUUCUUCCCAUAAUUUGGCUAAACAUCAUUUAGCCACCCCUCUCUUUUAACUUGGUUACUUCCAGGUUUUACAGCAUGUGUAGAAGGGCUUUAUGUUGUCUUGUGCUCCUUAAAAGAAAGCCAGGUUACAAAUGCAAUACUGCUCAUUGGCUUUUCAAUUUGAAUUCCAUAUGACUAACUGGCCACAUAUUCUGUAACAGGUGAUAGCCUAUAUGCAACAUCUCAAUGGUGAGCAACAUUUCUGUGUGUGGCUCACAUUGAAGGUUCGUGACUUGAAGGUUGGGUUGCUGACCUGAAAGCUGCCAGGUUCGAAUCCCACCCGGGGAGAGCGCAGAUGAGCUCCCUCUUUCAGCUCCAGCUCCAUGCGGGGAGAUGAGAGAAGCCUCCCACAAGGAUGGUAAAGCAUCAAAACAUCCGGGCGUCCCCUGGACAACGUACUUGCAGAUGGCCAAUUCUCUCACUCCAGAAGCAACUCCGGUUGCUCCUGACACACACAAAAAAUGAAAUGCUGGGGAAGGCAUUUUUCUAUGGUACUACCAGCCCCCAGAUGGCGUAGUGGACUAAGUGACUUGAAGGUUGGGUUGCUGACCUGAAAGCUGCCAGGUUCGAAUCCCACCUGGGGAGAGUGUGGAUGAGCUCCCUCUAUCAGCUCCAGCUCCAUUCGGGGACAUGAGAGAAGCCUCCCACAAGGAUGGUAAAAACAUCAAAAACAUCCGGGCGUCCCCUGGGCAACGUCCUUGCAGACGGCCAAUUCUCUCACUCCAGAAGCAACUCCGGUUGCUCCUGACAUGAAAAAAAAAAAUGGUACUACCGUAUCACUUCUCCCAAAUGCACCCAAUCAGGAUGAACAAUAAUGUGGAACACAUCUGACAUAAUUUCUCCUGACCUCUGGGUCUCUACUGACAGAGAGGAAGUUGCUGUGGAGUUCUUCACGUCUCUUGCCAUCCUUUCUAUAGAAGAAUCAGGUGAGAGAGGAAAGAAAGCUGACACAGAAACCCCACAGGCACAGAGCAGUACUGAAUAUUUAAAAGCUGUGUGAGAGAAUGCUACCUGCCCAUCUGUGUAGAAAGAAUAGAGUACAGAUGAACGAGGCUGGCAAGCAAAGAAUAGUAUGGCAAUUAUACCACUUUGCCAUUUUAUCAAUGCUCAAAUGAGGACUAUUAUAUGCAAAAAAUUUCAUAUGUCUCAGUUUUGGUGGGAAGAAAGAAGCUUACAAAGAUUCACCAGAAUUUCCAGCCCUGUGCCUUUUCUCAUCUCUAAACAAAACAACUCCUUCCCACACACAAAGAUGGAAAAAAACCCUCACUAUCAUCUCUUUGACAACUCACUGCUCUACCUGUCCUCCCUAAUGUUGACUGCGUCAUUGCUGGUUAGCAUCUUUGUUUCUUUUCUUGACAUUUCCUUGGAUUUCAGGCAAACUUCUGGCUGUCUCCUGAUUUAGAUUGCUAGACUUAAAAAUAGCACCAAUGGGCAUUUGUAGUUAUUUGUCUUUGUAAUUCAUUCAGCAGAGACAGUGAGCUUAACCCAGGGUGUUCAAUCAUCAAGACAAUAUUCACAUGCAUUAGGGUGCUUUUUAAUUGGGUUGUUGUUGCUACUUCUGUUGCUGUUAACUGCUUCUGUUAUCAGGUGGCUAUGCUAAAACUAUUUUCAGAAAUUGCUGCAGGUGUAAACAUUAGGGCUGUGCAAAAAAAGAUUUGUGGGCCAUAAGUGUGAUUCGUUAAAUCUGUAUUUAUGAUUCUAGAGGAGAGAGUAGCUCUAGGUGAUUGCAGCCACAGGGAAUAACCCCUGAGCGGUACUCUCCUCCCUCCCUCCCUCUACCCACAGGAGGCUGAGAGUAGACAUGUCUGCCCUGGAACUAGCAUGCUGCCGGCCCUCCUGCUUUUUCUGCUCCUGACCUUGGGAUGAACAGAAGGAUGCCCUGCCGGAAGAGAAAGCAGAGGAGGAGGCAGAGGGGGCAAGGGCAAGAACCAGCACCCGUCAAGCAUCUUGCUGCUGUUCAAAGCCUUAGUGAAGUGGGACAGCAGCCUCUCACAGGCAGCCAUGGCCGCCUUGUAGGCUUUGGGCAGCAAUGAGGUGCUUGGCAGGGCACUGUUCCUGCCCUUGUCCCUCCUCUUCUGCAUCCUCCUCUGGCAGGGUGUCCGUCUGUCCAUUCCGAGGUCAUGAGCAGGAAAAGCAGGAGCACAGGCAGCGUGCAGGGCUGCCGCCAGUUCUGGGGCAAACAUGCCUUGUCUCCUGUCAUCUCUUGGGCUCCUACAAGAAGAGAGAGGAGGUGCACCCACAGCUCCUCUCUCCUCUAGAAUCGUAAAUACAGAUUUAACAACUCACACUUAUAACCCACAAACAAUUUUUUGCGCAAUCCUAGUAAAAAUGAGAGUCAGUAAGAGAGGGAACCUAUAAAAACAACAUAACAGCAUUUGAAUCAGGACCAGGAUGGUUUCCCAACAUAGUUAAAUUAGCAGCUGGCAUCCUAUUCAGGUCCCAGUGUAGUACAGUAGUUUGAGCGUUGGACUAUGACUAUGGAGAUCACAAUUCAUUCCCUGCCUUGAGAUGAAAGCCCACUGGAUGACCUUGGGCAAGUGUGGCAAUGUCAAAAAGGGGCAAAACCUUUUAGAUCCCACCGCUGCCACCAAAUGUAAAGAACUCAGGCAGAGGGGAAUCUUUUUAUAAAUCCCACCUCUGACACCGAUUGUGGAGAAGGAUGAUGUUUCUAUUAAUUAAUUAUUAUAUAUUUUAUAUCCGCUGCCACCAGUUAUUAAACAUGUUUUUUAUUUAAAAGCUGCCACCAAAUUAUAGAUGUUUUAUAAUGCUGCCACCAAAUUACAAAGGGGAUUAUCAACUCUUGCCACCACUAUUGGAAGAUUUAGCUGCUGGCUACUUAGAGAGGAGACUUUUAUUUUUCUUCUUCUUUAUUCUUGAUGUGUGUAUAUAUGACAGGCUGAGAUGUUUGAGAGAACAAUAACAAGUUUGUUCAGGCACAAGCUUAAUGGUUACAAUAACUCUUCUUCUUGUUUGAGGCAUGUUACUGAACAGUUGCAAAACGAUAUUGAGGUGUUCCAAACUUUUUAAAACAUCAGUUCUUUCUCCACUAACAGACUACCUUAAAAUAAGCCACCAAACUUAUUUUAGACUGACUCAAAUAAACUCUUGAGCCUCCCUGAUUCUCCAACUGAGAAUCAGUCUUCACUGUAAUUCAUCCGAUUACAGACUACCUUAAAAUAAGUCGCCAAACUUAUUUUAUUCCUGAUACCCUAACUUAGGAUCAGCCUUCCCUGAGCUUCACCAGAGCCCAGACUAAAAUCAAUCUUCCCUGUAGUUCUCUGGCCACAGACACUGACUGACUGACUGAGUUUUCCCUCCAAAUUCUGCUGUCCCUUCAGCUAACCCAGUUGGCUCCGCCCCCUUCUCCAUGGCAACCAACUCUGACUGCUGAGUAACUGAAAUAUUAACCCUUUUUAAAACAGUUAAACAUGGCAUCUGUAAAUAAAAAAAUCACACUUCGUUACAGCAAGUAACACAUUCUCGGCCCCAGAAACCCCUGCGAUAGUUUUGCCGUAGAGAUGCUAUAAAUUGGAAUGCCUUGAAGGUGCACAGCAGUAACAAAUCCCAUUCAGAAGUGAUGAGAUCAUAAGCAAGAUUUACAAUCCCGCAACUGUUGGGAUUUGUGUUUAAGGUUUUUAACAACUGGAUGUGACAGGGAGGACUCCAAAGAAAGAAUUUUUGAAGCAUUGCAGAUUGGAGCAAUAGAAAAUGAUGCUUGUGGGGUGUAUUGAGGGAAGCAGUUGAUGCAAGAGCCCAGAGCUGACUGUUUCCAAUAUCCUACAACCAAAAGAGUUGUUUCACAGAAACCUAUUGGGUGGCACUUUACUGAUUGAAAAGAUAGAGUUUAGAGCAGGGGCAUCAUCAGAUGUAGGAACAAUGACAUUAUGUUGGCUGAUGCAGAAUCUCAGAGGUCACUGAAUUCAAUGAUCACUUUGUUUGCCUUUUUGAAAGAGUAGUUGCCCCCUUAAAACAAUUGCUCUCCAGCAUGAUAUUUUCCUAUCUUUCUAAGUGGAUUGCCAAGAAAGGCAAGGGCACCAUGAGAAAGGCUUGUGCUGGAGGUAACUUCUCUUUCAAUAGAAGUUGACUUCUGAAAUGAGAGACCCUUUGCAGAAGAGAGCAAAAUAUUUUUCCAUUACUAGUAUGGUGCUUAAAAUGUCACUGUGCUUUCAUAUGGCUCCCCACUUAGCAACAACUGUCUCAUGGAUGAUCAGUUUCUUUAUGACAUGGUGGUUGGGUGACACAUGUCGUGUUCCUUCCUGCUGUAUUCUAUAAGGUACUGCUAGGUUUUCAGGAUAAUAUUUCUAUUCAUCAGCAAUUCUUUCAGUAACAUCACAUUUUCAGUGUGAGCCAAGUGUUUUGGAAGCAACUAAAUAUGCCAUGUUUCCCCCCUAUCCAUACACUACCCAUGCUCUGUUUUGAAAACAAAAACAAAAGUCUUCCCCUUUCCUGGUAGGAUUUACUGGAUU
Anolis carolinensis (green anole) is the source of this 10223-nucleotide messenger RNA. It is a transcript of the gene grm3, whose product is annotated as glutamate metabotropic receptor 3. Bases 770 to 2176 code for a protein of 468 amino acids. Lineage: Eukaryota; Metazoa; Chordata; Lepidosauria; Squamata; Anolidae. Gene Ontology annotation, cellular component: plasma membrane. The transcript is spliced from 4 exons. Gene Ontology annotation, molecular function: group II metabotropic glutamate receptor activity. The record is from RefSeq and is a predicted model, not a curated record. Gene Ontology annotation, biological process: regulation of synaptic transmission, glutamatergic; G protein-coupled glutamate receptor signaling pathway.